Ctenopharyngodon idella (grass carp) is the source of this 4509-nucleotide messenger RNA. It is a transcript of the gene tcf23, whose product is annotated as transcription factor 23. The transcript has 3 exons. The record is from RefSeq and is a predicted model, not a curated record. Gene Ontology annotation, molecular function: RNA polymerase II transcription regulatory region sequence-specific DNA binding; DNA-binding transcription factor activity, RNA polymerase II-specific; protein dimerization activity. Lineage: Eukaryota; Metazoa; Chordata; Actinopteri; Cypriniformes; Xenocyprididae. Gene Ontology annotation, biological process: developmental process; regulation of transcription by RNA polymerase II. The coding region runs from base 105 to 749 and encodes 214 amino acids.
GAGUCUGCUCCCUUGGCAGUGAGCACCCGUGGGAGGCUGGGUGAGAGAUAACGUACCGCUUGAAGAUCCCCACAUUACCUCACCAGAUAAGGCAGAGGGAGGGGAUGGAGCCGAGCGGAGUGGACAUUGGGCCUUUGGGUGGAAGAGAGGGCCGAGCCCCUUUACGCAGCUCGAGGGAGACACUGAAGUGCUGUCAUUUAGACACUGGUUUGGUGGCCUUGCCGGUGGUUCCCAUGGCAGAGCGAGCGGUACGAGAGGAUGUGGCACAAGAGUGGGGAGAGAUGGGAGGAAAGAGUGUGCGGACGCAGAGAUGGAUACAACCAUGCGUAAAAAAGGCAACACAUCGAGAGCCAAAGAAGUGGGCAAAAUCUGGGCCGACAACUCCAUCCAGGGUAUGUAAGAGCCAAAACUCUCCUGAGAAUGCCGCGAGAGAGAGGAGUCGUGUUCGGAACCUCAGACAAGCCUUCCACAGCCUGCAGGCUGCUUUACCCUCCGUCCCUCCCGACACAAAACUCUCCAAACUGGAUGUUCUGGUCCUGGCCACCAACUAUAUCGCACACUUGACCGAAACCCUGGACCAGGGUGGGAUGUUGGAGGACCAUCCAAUCCUGCAGAGGGCAGAGUACCUGCAUCCUGUGAAGAAAUGGCCCAUGCGUUCUCUCCUCUACUGUGGGAACAUAGGAGAGCGACUAACAGGAGCACAGAUCAAUCAGGAGGCAUCUUGCCCACCUAAGGUGAAAGCAGACUAAUGGACUGAGAAAACAUCUGGCAAUUGUUGGACAAUUCCAUUUUUUGUGAAUGGAAAAUAGAUCUGAAGAGUUUUUUUUUUUUUUUUUUUUUUUUUAAGUAGGAUCUCUUUUAUCAGUUGUCUUGACCACACAUAUACUAGACAUUUCCACAUUUUUUACCUUUUAUUUUGAUAAAUCACUAGUAUAUAAUUGUUUAUAUAUUAUCCCACAUAUAUACCAUAUAGUUGGUUGUUCACUUGUCCCAGUCUUCCAUAGUAAGUGCAUAACUGCACAAAUUAGUACAUAACUAAUACAUAACUAGUACAUAGUGCAUAACUAUUAAAAAUUAGUGUUAACUAAUUUGUAUUCCUUUGUAUAAACUUUGUAUAAAAAGAAAUUAUUAUCUGUGGUAAUAGACAUCAUGCCACAUCAUAUAUAUAUAUAUAUAUAUAUAUAUAUAUAUAUAUAUAAAUAUAAGUUAUAUAAAGUUUUCAUUUUCAGGAAUUCAAGAAUUCCUCAAUUAGGUUGUAUUUUUUCACUAUUUGUUGGCAAUUUUUAUAAUUAAAAAGUAAAUUGAGAAGUAUUAAUAAUAGGAAUACAGAAAUAACAUAAAUAUUUCACAAGAACACAGAAUUUGUAAAACUCAUAUUUUGAAAAGUUAACAUUAUUCAAAAUUUUAAGAGAUAAAGUAAAUAAUUUAGAUCAUAGGAUAAUUUUACCAACUUAUAUUGAUUCUAUGGAAGAAAAGCUAGAUUCUUUUAACUCAGAAUAUUCCUAUUUGCUCUUACCCAUUCAAAGCUUAACUAAAAGUUAACAGUUCACUUUAUCUCUUCUGGCUGUCCGUAUCCUGAGUGUUUGGGUUUAAUAUGCAUGUUUUGCACUUGAUAGUAAUAAAAUGAAUGUCUUGAUUAGUGGGAAGGGAGGAUUGUUGUAGGGAACAUUUGGUAACCACACAUGAGUAGACAACCCCCAUGUCCUCUUAAUCAUGGGUAGCUCAGCAGAUCGUUUAAAAUUAUUAUAGUCAGUGAAACCACAUUCAAAAUAUUUUCCCCUCCAAAAGUAACAGAGUUCUUACGGAAUUGCUGAUGUGUGGCUUGCUGAUGUGUUUAACCACUGUUGAGAACAGAUUAAGGUUGAUUAGGCUCAAUCCCCUGGUUUCACAGACAAGGUUUAAGCCUGUUUUAACUGAAAGCAACUUGCACUGACAUUUAAUAAAAUAUGUCAGUGCCAUUUUUUUGUCUCAAGAUGCACACCAGUAAGGCACAUUUUUUAAGGCACGUUUAUAAAAGCUACGUAAAUGUCCUAAUUGAACUAAGGCCUAAUCCUGGCUUAAAACAGGGCCUAUUAUCAUUAACUUUGACAUAGAUGAACCUUAAGUUCACUGCUUUAGCCUCUUUUCUUGAUGAACAAGAGAAUUAGUGACACGGUCUAAAUUCUUUAUGAGAGAAAUUUGACUUCCAGUCAAAUGAUUGCACACACUUGACUGAAUUUAUGUUUCUCGUUAUCUUAAAAACAUUUUGGUCUAAGCUAAUGCUUAAAUGCUUGAAAUUCAUUAGGGAACUUCUUCAAUACUGUUUAACUCAUACAUGGAUAAUUCAGUCCCAAAGGAGAAAAACAUCUUCAUGUUUCAUUUUUUUUUUUUUUCUUCAAAAAAGAAUAAAAUUAUUCUCAAUCUUUUCGUCUUUCAUCAAAAUAAUAAAUUUUGAGGAGUUUGUUGCAAUAGAAGAUAGUAGAAAAUAGGUACUUAACUACUCAUUUUUUGUUAUUAAAUUGCCAGAUUAUUAUAGGUAGGGUUUAACAAUCACAUAGAUGUACAUUACCAUGAAAUGUAUAAGAAACUCCAUCAACACUUGAGAUCUAGAUCUUGUAUUUUACUUGUAUUAUCUUUUGGUACAUGCAUAAGUUAUUUUUACAAAAUAAAUGCCCUCUUUGGGAAGUCACGGUUAAAACAUGUCAACCACCACAAACUUGGCUAAAUGUGUGUUGUAUUUUUGUGUGAGGAACAUACAUGCCUAUCCUCAAUUAUUCAUAUCCAGAGCUCCAGAUCUUUGCAAAACAUGGGCUCUCAUCCAUAAGAAAUGGUCAAGGCUAACUCUAUAAAUCUGUCUAAGUUCCUGAUAAAACCUUUUUCUCAUGUUAAUAGCCAAAAUGGACCAGAGAGAACUGCGCUACUAAGGCAAGGGUUACGGAGCCGGAGAACGAGGGCAAACGUUUGCUGUGUUAGAAUCUCUGCCAUGCACCGCAACUCGUUCUCACCAUUUAAGGACGUGAUCUCAGCAAGUAACGUUGAGCUGAAGAAGAAUGGAUCUGGCUUUAAUGAUAAUACUGAAUGCUGUAAUUAAUUAAGGAAAUUCUGGGAUCUAUGGGGAACACAUGUCCAAUUAGAGCCAAAAGAGUUUUACAGACUGAUACAAUAUUAGCACUUUCCAGAGAGAGAAAAAAAAAAAAAAAUUCUCAGAUGUUCAAGAAAAUCACCUAUCAUUCUCCAAAAACCCAUGAUUAUUAUAAUGAAACAUCAAGAACAUCUUUAAUAUCCAAACAACCAUAUAAACUUACAAACUUUUAAGACAAUGGGAAAUAUAUGAAGUAAAAUGAGAAAUACCUUGAUUUUUAGUUAUGGAGUAUUAGAAUUCUUAUUUUGUCUUAUUUUUAAGUAUAUUUAAAUCAUAUUGAGGCCUCCUGAUUGAAAACUUUUUUUUCUAGUUAUGCUGAGCUCUAAAGCAUUUUAUAGGGUAUAGAGUAGAAAAUGUCAUGGGGACUUUGAACAAUGUGGGGACCACCGCUCUAGAUUAAGACCCAAUAAGAGGUUUCUUUGAAAACUGAAUGGGACGUAACAGUUUUGCAUUUCACACUUGAGCGCCACUUGUAAUAAUGAAUUUCUUGAGAUUUUUACCUACGAAUACUAAAAAUGAGCUGCUUUCUCCUUAAGAACUGUGAUUUACUGUAUCUUGGCUCAGUGAUAUCCAGAUUCUGUCAUUUCCUCUCAUGUUAGACAGAUAAUCAAAAUAGCUGCUUUAUCUCCUACUCAUUAGACCUAGUACAUGCUGAUGGCUGGCUAAAUUUAUGCUGUAUUUUGGCCAAGUUUCUUGACUUUGCCUGAUCUUACUGGAACAAGGAAAGAGGAGGAACCACAGUGGAAUGUAAAACACACACACACACACACACACACACACACACACACACACACAAUAAAACAUGAAAUACUCCAUCCUAAGAUUUGACUAAAUGUCCUCAUUGUCCAGAGUUUCAUCUCCACUAAAUUUGUAAGCAACAUCUUAUUUCCACUUCGGGAAGGAGAUGAUCUGGAAUGAAAUGCAUUGGAUUUGAAUCUAAACAUUUUUAAUUAAAAUAGGUCAAGUGAAGCAUUACAGAUUUGAACGAGCAGCCCUUUGGCUAAAAUUCAAUGGCCAUUAUCUUUCUGAAUUACAAAUCAAUAUAAUAUGCUUUCAGUGAAAAAUCAUAAAACAUUGUACCAUUUAAAUUUCAAACCAACAACAAAAAAUGAGUCCAUUUGCUAGAAACACAGUAUUUAAUAAUCCUGAGACACAAAUGACUCAGUUUUACAUCACAAAACUGACUGCUCACAGAGAUUUUUUUUAUAAUGUGACCCUAUUCUCAACCACAUACUUAUAAAAGACAAACUAAACUGUAUGAUCCACUACUACUCCACACACAGGAGCAUUAUAUCAUAUAAAUCAUAUGGACUUCUCUCAUUCAAGCAAUAUGGAUAGAAAAUGUCCUAUAAUUAAAAAAAAAAUUAAAAAAAAAAGAAAAAAGUAAA